CCCCACCAUUAAGUAUUGCAGCAACACCCACGAGUGCCACACACACACAACCACACAAAAAGUCCCAUCGGAACGACCAGCGCAAUCCGCCAUGAAGCCCCGCCGCAGAUCUCCGUUUCGUCCCCUCCCCGCCGCGUGCCCGGCACCACCGCUGCUUCGAAUGACGUGUUUGCUGCUCACGCUCACGCUGCUCACGGUCCUGUCCAUGGCCCCCGGUGCGCUCGGCUUUGGCUUCGGCUUUGCAGCGACCGGGAAGUGCGGAAGGACCAGCACCCCCUUUGUGGUCCCCGGCCACCCCUUGUCUUUGUUCGGAAGAAACCGAACCCCUUGCGCCAAGCGACCCUUGCGCGGGAUCCUUCCGCUGCCCUCUCGGAGCGGCGACCCCUUUCGCGAGCCUGGGGAACCGGAGGAGGAAGAAGAAGGGGCGGCUCCCGUUCCUUCCGGAGGGACCGAUCCGGGAGUACCUCCCCAAGACGGCUUUGACGGGGAGGGCUUUGCCAAAUAUCUGCUCCCCUAUGCGGUUGCCCUGGUCGGGUCGGUCCUGGCCACGGCGGCCCUCUUUCGGUUUGUCCUGCUGGACUACUAGCAGGAGCGGAAGCGAAUCGAAGCCAAGCCAAGCCAAGAGAAACAAACCCAAAAGCCGUUCUGUUCACAAACCCAAACGUUGGAACGACGGACGGCGCAUUCUAUGCAUGCGGAGGGGCGGAAGCGUGUCGCCGCCGUGCGACGUUGCACAGAAAACGGACCGGCGCUGCACAACGCAACGCUGCGCUGCGCAACGCACACCAAUUCGUUCCGACGGAGACAAGAAAAGCACAGAGCACUCGCUGUGGCGAUUUGGUGGGUGGGUUGGAUUUGCAAAGAAACACUCGUUGAUCCAUCCAUCCAUCGAUCCAUCGUGAUGAAGGGUUGCUUUGUCCGCACGGGCGGAUCUCGGACGUGGUGACCAGAUGAAAAGAUGCGCAGGAUCGUUUUGCACUUCCGAUCUUUGAUGCAGAGAAUUCAUACCGCCUUGAACAAUACCAUGUUGUUAUGAAUUUAGGGUAUAAGAUUUUCAAUAGGAACGCCAUGAAACGAAAAUGCAUUGUCUGAGUAAAGACAAACAAUCGAG
Messenger RNA from Pseudo-nitzschia multistriata, 1111 nucleotides. The record is from the annotation of a GenBank genome assembly. Lineage: Eukaryota; Bacillariophyta; Bacillariophyceae; Bacillariales; Bacillariaceae.